AUGGAGAAACUGGUGACUCCAUAUCUUCUGUUGGUGUUGGUGGUCAGCACCACUCUGGUGUGUGCCAAGAAGGGCAAGGAUGAUGAUGAGGGUGAGAAGAAGAAAUCUGAUGUUGGCACAGUCAUCGGGAUUGACUUGGGAACCACUUACUCAUG
Messenger RNA from Candidula unifasciata, 155 nucleotides. NCBI's taxonomy places the organism in Eukaryota, Metazoa, Mollusca, Gastropoda, Stylommatophora, Geomitridae. The record is from the annotation of a GenBank genome assembly.